AUAAAAGUCAGUUGUAAACACCAUUAAAAAUUAUAAUCUAAUUGUAAAAUAUUAGCUAUAAAACAUUUUAAUCUAUGUGUCAAGAUUUAUUUGAUAGUUUUGUUUAUACAUUAAAUCUUCAUAUAAUAGGUAUUUUUAAGUGUAUAAAGCCUUCAUAUGAUGUUGAAGAUUACUGUUUUGAUAAUACAAAAUAUAUCGGUGAGCCAACAUUGUAUUCACAUUUUUCUUGUUGAAUGAUAAUUUGUGUGUCUAUAGUAUUGAAUGUGGUGAACCGCAUCCGACUGGCCACCGCCACAAAAUGUCCAAAACCAUUAAUAAACUAUCAAAAACCUAAAGAGCCCAAAUCAAUUCAUAAUAAUUAUUCGAUAGACUGUAUCAAUAUAUCAUGGCUGUACAAGUAUAUCAUCCAUCUAGUAUUACUAUUUAUAGAAAUAAAUGUAUGAUUUUAGUACCUAUAUAAAUUGUAUGAUAUAAAAUGUAGUCCGUGAUAACCGGUAAUACCUAAAGAUUACUGAGAAUUUUUAGACUGAUCGAAAUUUAUAAAUAAUAUAUAUCAGUGCUUAAAUUGUUCUAUGUUCUAUUCCUAACAAUUGAUGUCGUUGGUGAUUUGGUGUUUUGAGAGGCCAUUAAAUUAUUAGUAUUUACUAAUAUUAUUUUAUGGCGAUCAGUCGAUCAGUGACAUUGAAACAACUUGUACCGUUGCCCGUUGUUUAUUUUAUUUUUCGGACCUGGUAUUCACUUUUCAGACAUGCAGUACAAUAUUGCUUAAUCCAAUCUGUAACACCUACAUUAUACGUUAUGAAAGUAUAUCAGUCUGCGUACUUGGUAGUUUAGACCGUUCAGAGUUCUUACUUACAUGAUUAAUCACAAAUAAUUAUUAUUUAUACCUAGAAAAGCAAAUAGUGUACCUAUACCUACAAUAAUUGCCUAAAACUUUUUCGUUUCUAUUUAUUUAUCAAUCUACCUAUAUUGUCCGUCCGUCAUCAUCAUUUUGGUUCUUCGAAUUAGAUAAGAAGUAAUACUUACAAAAAAUAUCUGAAAUUCAUAUCCAUGGAACCCAAAUCAGAAAUUGUCAGAGACAAAGUUAUUGAAGAAGUUGAUAUAUAUUUAUUUGAUAUGCCUGAAGAAUAUUCUCUAGGACAUUGUGUGGCCAAAGAUAUGCGUAUGAGUGCUGGUAUCGCCAUAAAUUUCAAGAAAAUUUUUGGAAGAGUUGGUGAAUUGAUGGACCAAAGACCUGAUGUUGGUACAGUAGCAUAUUUACAACAAAAUGAUCGAUUUAUUUACUAUUUAAUUACAAAGGAACGUAGUAAUAGUAAACCAACAUAUCAUACUAUAACAGCAGCUAUUACAAAAUUACGUGAUGUUAUUGUAAAACAUGGUGUAAAAAAAUUAGCCAUCCCUCGUAUUGGUUGUGGUCUAGACAAAUUAGAUUGGUCAAGAGUAAGAGGCAUUAUUGAAAAUUUAUUUCAAAACACAGAAUGUGCAAUCAAAGUUUGUCAUUUUACACAUAAUAAGUCAAGAGAGUCAGAAUCACUCCGAGUUGAACAUCCAAGUACUAUAAAAAUUAAUAAAAAUAUCAAAGACAUAGAAAAGCGAGAAUUUGAAAAACUGAAUAUUAUAUUAUAUUCUCGGACAACUGCUUUACCAGUGUAUUGGGAUCAUAAUUUUCAAUCUGUCAAUGAAAAAUACUGCUUUAAGUCACAAUACUAUAAAGACUAUGAGGAGCAUCUUGAAGUUGGCCAAUGUUUAUAUUACAACACAAUAGAAGCUUGUAUAUUUGUUAUAAUUACAAACAAAAAUAAAACAGAUCAUUUUUCAUAUCAAAAUUUGGAAAAGGGACUUACAAAAAUAAAAAUGUUGAUUAAGAAGGAUCAGUGGCACCCAACAUUCAUAAUACAUACAUUGAAUAAUCGUUUAUUUGAAAGUCUCAUUAAUCAAAAAAUUUUAUCUCUAGUUAGUUCAGCAUUUUUAGAUUUGACUCCAUGUGUAAUUUAUGAAAUAGGAAGUAGUAAUUCUUAAAAAUUUAAAUU
Rhopalosiphum padi (bird cherry-oat aphid) is the source of this 2030-nucleotide messenger RNA. RefSeq lists its product as uncharacterized. Gene Ontology annotation, biological process: peptidyl-glutamate ADP-deribosylation. Bases 1051 to 2019 code for a protein of 322 amino acids. Lineage: Eukaryota; Metazoa; Arthropoda; Insecta; Hemiptera; Aphididae. The record is from RefSeq and is a predicted model, not a curated record. The transcript is spliced from 4 exons.